AUGGACGACGAGGUUGACAGUGAUAUCAAACCCUGUGAAGAAAGAACUCUUAACACAUUCCCCUACAAGUUAUGGAAUUUGAUUAAUAACUAUUCAGAGAAGAAUGGAUUGGAAUGGUCUAAAAAUGGUGACGCUGUUCUCGUACAGAAAAAGCUGUUUGUCCAAAAAUGCUUGGGCCAACCAAAAAAGUUCAAGACCAAAAAGUUGCUCAGCAUCACAAAGCAAUUUAAUGUUUAUGGCUUCAAGCAAAUCCACCAUGAGGAAAGUGACGCCUAUUUCAAGUACAAAAGUCCUAAUUUUAAAAAGGACAGACCAGAAUUACUGAGCAAUUUCUCAAGGAGAAUUUCUACUUCUCGUAGACCUUACAAAAAGUAUUCUGCCAAAUCAGAUGCCAAAAGAAAAACCAAAGACAAGAGAGUGGCUUUGAGCUCUGUUGAGAACUUCACUGUGAAGACUCGGUCUCAGCCAGUAAGACAAGCUAGGCGACCCUUGAACGCUGCAGCCCUUACGGACAGCCUCUCGUCUAGUCAGGAGACAAACAACAGUGAGUCUAGUCAGGAGAAUCAAGCCAUAGAAACCAUAAAAUUGCCAGUGCUGCAGAAAGAAGAAAUUGAAGAAAUAGUGGUGCAAGCUAGAGACCAAUUCAGGAAAGUCCUUCAAGAAAACGUCGACCAAGUCCUGCAGUUGCCUACAGGAUUGACAAGCAGCAAUCAAAGCAGCCAGAGCUCAUUUACCUUAGAUGUGUCCAACAAACCAGUCAUGUAUCCACCUCCACCAAAAAGAGACCCUCAGAGGGUGAUGCUCAAUGGAAACUGCCCUUCUUCACCUAAUGUGUCGGGUACUAUUAACCCAAAUGCAUUCUUCGCUCCUCCAUGGAACAGUUAUUUAGAUCAAGACAUGAGAUACCUGCAAGAUGAGUUACUGCAGGAGGAAGCUAUUCCAUUUGAGCACAUUCUUGAGGUAUCAGAAAUUUGUGAUUUGAUCUGACUCGAUCUGACCAUUUAUUAAAACGGUCA
Neocloeon triangulifer is the source of this 1016-nucleotide messenger RNA. RefSeq lists its product as uncharacterized. Bases 1 to 987 code for a protein of 328 amino acids. The record is from RefSeq and is a predicted model, not a curated record. Gene Ontology annotation, molecular function: sequence-specific DNA binding; DNA-binding transcription factor activity. Lineage: Eukaryota; Metazoa; Arthropoda; Insecta; Ephemeroptera; Baetidae. Gene Ontology annotation, biological process: regulation of DNA-templated transcription. The transcript has 5 exons.